UCUUGAGAAUCAUUCAAUUUUGUCACCAAGUAAUCUCAUGAUAAACAAUGAACAUGAAAUUGAAUUUAAUUUGCAGAACCAAAAUUUCAGCUUCAUAACAGAACCUGAAACUGAUCCUAAUUUGAUGCAAAAACUAAGUUUCCGAAGUUCAGAAAAUAAAAUGUAUGAUUUGCCAUUAGAGGUCCACAAGCAUCAAGCAAUUAUCAGUUUGACAAACGAUAAGUCGCAAGAAGAUGUUGAUAACCAGACUUUUAGUUUGGAUAAUGAAAUGAAGAAUGACCUUCAUUCAGACAAUUUAAGCGUUCAUUGUUGUACUUUUAAAUGUUCUCAAUCACAUGCACAUAAAGCCAAAAAAGUAAUUGACGUUACCAAGCAGCAUGAAUCCUUGCAACAAUUAAUAGUUUUAAAGGCUAAAGAUCCUGAAUUUGUAGUUAUGCUCAAUAUUGAAG
This is a messenger RNA of Racocetra persica, 449 nucleotides long. NCBI's taxonomy places the organism in Eukaryota, Fungi, Glomeromycota, Glomeromycetes, Diversisporales, Gigasporaceae. The record is from the annotation of a GenBank genome assembly.